Cebus imitator (Panamanian white-faced capuchin) is the source of this 850-nucleotide messenger RNA. It is a transcript of the gene HBE1, whose product is annotated as hemoglobin subunit epsilon 1. Gene Ontology annotation, biological process: hydrogen peroxide catabolic process; oxygen transport. Gene Ontology annotation, cellular component: hemoglobin complex; haptoglobin-hemoglobin complex; blood microparticle. The transcript is spliced from 3 exons. The record is from RefSeq and is a predicted model, not a curated record. The coding region runs from base 283 to 726 and encodes 147 amino acids. Gene Ontology annotation, molecular function: haptoglobin binding; hemoglobin alpha binding; organic acid binding. NCBI's taxonomy places the organism in Eukaryota, Metazoa, Chordata, Mammalia, Primates, Cebidae.
UGGAAAUUUGUGUUGCAGAUAGAUGAGGAACCAACAAAAAAGGGUCCCAGGAUCUGACACACGUUAUCUCAAACUUAGUGUCCAUCCACCACUGCUGACCCUUUUCCAACCUGACUCCACCCCUGAGGGACGCAGGUCAACCUUGACCAAUGACUUUUAAGUACCAUGGAGAAUGGGGGGCAGACUUCAGCAGUAAAGAAUAAAAGGCCACGGAGAGAAGCAGCCGCACAUAUCUGCUUCUGACACAGCUACAAUCACCAGCAAGCUCUCAGACCUGACAUCAUGGUGCAUUUUACUGCUGAGGAGAAGGUUGCCAUCACUAGCCUGUGGAGCAAGAUGAAUGUGGAAGAGGCUGGAGGUGAAGCCUUGGGCAGACUCCUCGUUGUUUACCCCUGGACCCAGAGAUUUUUUGACAACUUUGGAAAUCUAUCCUCUCCCUCUGCCAUCCUGGGCAACCCCAAGGUCAAGGCCCAUGGCAAGAAGGUGCUGACUUCCUUUGGAGAUGCUAUUAAAAACAUGGACAACCUCAAGACCACUUUUGCUAAGCUAAGUGAGCUACACUGUGACAAGCUGCAUGUGGAUCCUGAGAACUUCAGGCUCCUAGGUAAUGUGAUGGUGAUUAUUCUGGCUACUCACUUUGGCAAGGAAUUCACUCCCGAAGUGCAGGCUGCCUGGCAGAAGCUGGUGUCUGCUGUGGCCAUUGCCCUGGGCCACAAGUACCACUGAGUUAUCUUCCAGUUUGCCGGUGUUCCUGUGACCCUGACACCCUCCUUCUGCACUUGAAUACUGGGCCUGGCCUUGAGAGGAAGGCUUCUGUUUAAUAAAGUACAUUUUCUUCAGUAAUCAAAAA